AUGGUAACAUCACUAAAUUUAACUCGUGCUCGAUCCUAUAUCUCUAUCCUGGGGAUCGGUGCAGCCAAGGCUGGCCGUACCAGGGGAUGGGUGAACAUAACCUUACGUUCAUGCCACUCGGAUCAAUCACUCACAAUAAAAGCUCAUAUCCUAAGUGGUUUAACGGCUCAAUUACCAUCUGACCAAGUCGCAGAUGCCGACUUACAUCAAUUCGUCAAUCUACCACUCGCAGAUCCAGACUUCAGAAUUCCAGGUCCAAUGGAUAUCAUCAUUGGAGCCGAUUAUUACGGCCAAGUCAUCACUGACGAGAUCAUCAAAAGUGAAUCUCCUGGAUUACUCGCUCAACACACAAUAUUUGGCUGGAUUAUCAUUGGUCCAGUCCCAACUCGGCUCAACAAACCACUUAGAAUUCAUCACGCUGUCACCAAUCAUCAUGAUCAAGAUUUCCAAGACCUACUAACUCGGUUCUUGCUCCAAGAAGAAGUCAGUUCAACUCAAUCACGCUCAUUAACCUUAGAGGAAGAGGCUUGUGAAGCUCCCUUCCGGGAUACGCACACUCGAGACAGCUCUGGCAGAUACAUUGUCAGACUGCCACUACUAUCGGACCCACAACAACUGGGGAACUCAUACACAGCAGCACAUCGCUGCUCACAACAUCUCAUGCGACGUCUUGAUAAUGAUGCUCGGCUCAAAACACUCUACAUGAAUUUCAUGGCAGAGUAUAUCGAACUUAGGCACAUGGUGCCUGCGGCAUCAUCGUCAUCAUCACCUCAAUACUUCCUACCUCACCAUGGGGUACUAAAGGAAGACAACAACAAUUUCAAGAUCCGUGUGGUCUUCAACGGCUCAAAACCAACCAGUUCUGGACUCUCACUCAACGACAUCAUGCAUACCGGGCCAAAAUUACUCGUCAACAUCUUCGACGUACUCAUCAGCUCAAGACAACACCGGUUCAUCUUUAUCACAGAUGUUACCAAAAUGUAUCGACAAAUUUUGGUCCACGAACAAGAUCAAAAUCUUCAACAAAUACUCGGGUUUGACGAGGAAGGAAACAUCAUUCCCUUCAAACUCGCUACAGUUACUUAUGGGACAAAAUCGGCUCCGUUUCUUGCAGUUCGAUCUUUACUCCAAUUAGUCGAAGAUGAAGGACAUCGAUUCCCACUCGCAAUCGAGCCACUCACCAAAGGACGGUAUGUCGACGACAUUUCCGGCGGCGCAGAUACUCUCGAGUCACUGCAAGCAGUUGCAGAUGACAUCGAAGGUCUGUGCAUGGCGGGCGGUUUCCCACUCGCUAAAUGGGCAAGCAAUCAUCGCAAAUUACUUCAGCUCAAUCGUGCGGAAGCGAUUACACAAUAUAAGAUUGAAGAUCCAGAAGUCAGUACCAAAAUUCUUGGAAUGUACUAG
Messenger RNA from Microplitis demolitor, 1404 nucleotides. RefSeq lists its product as uncharacterized. The record is from RefSeq and is a predicted model, not a curated record. The transcript has a single exon. NCBI's taxonomy places the organism in Eukaryota, Metazoa, Arthropoda, Insecta, Hymenoptera, Braconidae. Bases 1 to 1404 code for a protein of 467 amino acids.